AUGGGCACAGAAGCAUAUGAGACAUUCAAGCAGGAUCGACUUGAAGGCCACAAACCAAAGACCAAGUUCCAUGACAAGAUGACCAAGAAGAAACUUAAGACAUUCACUGACAUCCAGAAGAAGCCUGCAAGCAACCCAAACAUGAUUGUUUUGCAGGCUGACAGAAAGCUUUUUGGCUUCAUGGUCCUGGCAGCAGAGAGCCGCCAUCUUCAGAUGGCAGAUGUCCUCUCCCGCCCUCUAGGGUCAUUGCCAUGGUCACUUGCUAAUGGAGAUGGGACACUACGGAGGACGAGCAAAUUGGUUCUGGCCAGACAUCUGCAGAAGCAAAUCAUGCCAGCAGAGACCAUCCCUGCUCCAUCUGCUACCGUCAUUGAUGGGAUGUGUCUGAUACAGAAAAUUCAGGAGAGAGCAGACACUUUCUCACCUCGCAGGAUCUGUCCUUAUUCGGAUAUUACAUGAAGGAGCAAGCAGCCAAAGAAUUGAUGUCGUCUUCGACGUUUAUCGGGAGGACCGGCACCACAGGAGGCACACCACCACAGUUCCAUAAUAUUGCACCAGGCCACCAGAUCCAGCCAUGGAGAAAGUUCCUCAGCAGCUCAGCUAACAAGGCAAACCUUAUGAGAUUCUUAGUGGCUGAGUUUAAGACACCCAAGAUGAGAACAAAGCUGAACAACAAGGUGCUGUAUGUUACCAGUGAGGAAAGCUGCUUACACAUGACCGGGGAUCAGUGUGUUGAAGUUGCAGGCCGGCAAUCAAAUCAAGAGGAGGCUGACACAAGAGUGAUUUUUCAUGCAGCCCAUGCUGCGCAGGAAGGCUAUAGUGCUGUAGUCAUAACAUCUGAAGACACUGAUGUGCUGUUGCUCUGCCUCGCUUUUUCUACAGAUAUCUCCUGUCCCUUAUAUCAGAAAUGUGGAACAAAGAACCGGGUUCGGUAUCUCGAUAUCACAAAACUAAGCUAG
Messenger RNA from Xyrichtys novacula (pearly razorfish), 959 nucleotides. NCBI's taxonomy places the organism in Eukaryota, Metazoa, Chordata, Actinopteri, Labriformes, Labridae. The record is from the annotation of a GenBank genome assembly.